GCUACUACGAGCUGCUGACACGCCUCUCUGACCAAGACUUCCUGCGCACAAUGAUGGACAGUGUGGCCAUCGACCACCACGGCCACAAGGGCGGCCAAGACCUGCGCCAACGCAAGAACAACCCUAAACCCCAAGGAACUGAAACAUGGCUGUCAUAGGCCACGGCGGCACCGACAUUAUCCGCCAAUUGGUGGGUAAUGUCGUGAAUAUCUUCAAGAAGAAACGUGCGCCUUGCACCUCCCCCUGCGAUGGACUUGUCCUCAAGAUGCAUUAUCAGUGGACCUUCUGGCUAUUGCUUGCUGGGUUCUCUGCUGUCUGGUAUUCCUGGUACCACCGCGACGUGAUCACUUGUGUGUCACACUUCAACGCUGAGACCCAGGUGCGCCUGGACUACAUCAACAUCUGCCUCUCCUACCCCUACGUGGAGGAGGGCAGCACAGACCGCAGAUUCCUUCUUUUCUACAGAUGGAUCCACUGGACUCUCCUGGUGCUAGCUGGCAUUUACUACAUCCCCCGAAAAAUCUCCAAAAACUCAGAAAACCCAAAGGUAAAGAAGCUCAUUGAGGACCUCGCUGUGAAUUCUCACCGGUACGACCAGAUAGAGAAGGAGCUGGUGGACCGGGCCGCUCGCUUUAUUGCCAACAACCUCAAGACCCACAAUGGCCUUUACUACAAGUUUGUCAUUUGUAAUGUAGUAGCUCUUAUUGUUGAUAUUAUUAGUUUCCAGUUCCUGGACUUUGUGUUCCAGGGACGUUUCCUCCACUAUGGGUGGAUGGCCUACCCGUACACCCGAGACCCAGUCAAUUUCUCUGAUUACAUGUCCAGAACGUUCCCGCCCUUUGCCAAGUGUGAGCUGGGCGUUGUCAACAAAUUGGUCGGCCAGAGGACUGAGAAAUUUGGUUGUCAUUUAACGGUGAUGGAGCUGUACGAGAAAGUGUUUCUGGGUGUGUGGGUGUGGCUCAUUCUGCUGACCACCAUCACUUGUGCUUACUUGAUCUUCCUUGGCUUCAUGUGGCUGCCAUACUUCCGACUCAUGAUGCUGAAGGUUGCCAAGCCCCUCAAUGCCAAAGACACAGUGAGCAACACCAUAGUCUCCGUGGUUAAUUGCUGCAAGAUUGGGGACGUGUACCUCCUCUAUCGCCUCAAGCAGCACCUGAGCCACGCGCGCUUCUACGAACUCCUGACACGUCUCUCUGACCCCGAGCUCAUCAAGACCAUGCUGGAGGAUCCGGCAGACAGGGCCGUCCAUGCCAGGAACCAGGACAACUUGCGCAACAGGAAGCCAAACAUUACCAUGGGUCCGAAGGGGAAGUUCAGCAACCCCGAUAUCUUCAUCCCACAGGACUACGGUCGACCCAACACAAGCAUCCUGGUGGAGUAAUGCUUACGUUUAGGCUGAGAAGUACUUACUGGCGCCAGGGGAGGGAGCUUAGCCUGUCGCGCUUCAGUGUUGUAUUUUUUUUAUUUAUUCUUUUUAUGAAGUAGAUGUGUAAGCUCAAAGUCCAUAGGGGUGGAAAUUGAUGCUUCUGCCUCUCCUUGUAGCAUAACUUUCAUUAGUGAUACACAAACUAUUGACUGUGUUAUUUUUACAACUGUUUUGCCUUUUGUCUUGUGGCUGUUGACUGAGGGAGAAAAGGCUCAUGGAUGAAUUGUGUAAUGACCGUCCACACAUGUUGUCUCCUGUUCAUAUUUUAAUGUAAAAAAAGUUAGUAUUUAUAAGCGUUUUGGUAGGGUGUCUCAAUGCCAUGGCGUUGUGUGGUUCGUGACGUCUGUGUUCAUGUUGCAUUCAGUUCAGGCGCGAUGCCUCGGGGCCUCGUGCUGUGCCAGGACCCAACGUGACGUUCCUGCUUUGUGUUGGGCUGGACACUUCCUACACAGCACAAUGCUGCUGGGUUACAUCCGGUCCACAGCACGAUGCUCCGGUGUUGCUUGAUAACGUAGUGUCUGGUGUUGCAUUCAUAUUGCUGUGUAACACCAUGGUGCUGCUGUGCUGCUGAGCAUAAUGCUGUGGUGUUGUGUUGACUUAGCUACACGCAUGGUGGAUGGGCUUGAAAGAGAAUGUGAUCUGUGAAUUUUUUUAAUGUUGAUGUGUGACUGUGUUCUUUUUAGCAGGUUGCCCAAGCCAGGCAGUAAAAGAAGCAUUUAACAGAUUUCUGCUUUUGAUCAAUUUUAUUAUUUGGCCUUUUAUGAAAUUUUACUGCUUGACAUUUUUUUACCUAUAUUUAAAUUUUGUUAUGACUUAAGAUAAACUGUUAUUGCAAGUAAUAUCUUGACAUUUUUUAUGACAUGCCAGUGUAUGAAUGACUUGCUAUCAAUGCCAUAAUGGAUGACAAUCAUGCUGUCAUUUUUUGUACUAUUGAGAAUAAACUUUUACAUAUA
Portunus trituberculatus (swimming crab) is the source of this 2379-nucleotide messenger RNA. RefSeq names its product innexin inx2-like. The transcript is spliced from 2 exons. Gene Ontology annotation, cellular component: plasma membrane; gap junction. Gene Ontology annotation, molecular function: gap junction channel activity. Lineage: Eukaryota; Metazoa; Arthropoda; Malacostraca; Decapoda; Portunidae. The record is from RefSeq and is a predicted model, not a curated record. The coding region runs from base 146 to 1381 and encodes 411 amino acids.